AUGCCAGCACAAAUAAUAAAAACGAUAUUGAUGAUAUUGCUUACAACGAAAUUAAGCUUUAAAGGCCUCGUAUUAGUAUUAAGAAUUUUGAUAGUACAAAACGGAAAUUCGGCUGAUAAACACGUUGAAGUUGAGCAAUUGAAUAAUCUACUUGUUGAUAAGAAAGAUAUUAUUGAUCGUAUACUUGAAUCUAAACCUGUGUAUGCAAUAGGUCCCAACUUUUACAAGAACUAUUCUUUUCCUUUCAUUACUUGUUGGGCGACAAGUGAGUUGGAGCCAUCAGUUUUAGAACAACCCGCGGCAAUAUUUGAUUAUAAAUUUAUAGUAAGAUGCCAAAUUAUUGAACCAAUUGAUGGAAAUGAUACAUCAAAAGUCAAUAGUGCUACAGAAAGUUUUGAAGGGAAUAAUAAUAAUGGUGGUAAUUCUCGUAGCAGCAAAAGUAAUAACAGAAGCGGCAAUGAUAAUUAUAGGAUGAAGAGAAUUGACCCCAUUGAACAUCUAAGUAAUGCACCUAAGCCUGGAAUUCUCAGACAAGCCGAUAGUGCUAAAACUACAUCAAGCGAAUGGGAUUUACAAGCAGCGGGCACUGGUGUUACUGGAUAUAGUUGGUUAUAUGAGGACAAAUCUGGUGAGCUAAAUCUUAAGUUUGAGCCUGGACUUCAUAAGUGCAAAGGAAGGAUUUUAAUUGAUGGGUAUCUUGCCAGGAAUUUCGAAAUUUACAAAACCAAAGCUGAUAAGAUGCCCCCAAGUAUCUCAUACAACGAUCUUAAAGAUUUCAAUGAAAAAUUCGCAAAACUUAAUUUUCAUCAGGGGGCAGUUGAAGGUCUCAUCUUUACUACAGUACUACGAAUGGAAUGGGAUCAAAAAGGCAAUAAAAGAAGUGAAGAAAUACAGAAAAACAACAAAGGAACCACCAAAAGAAUGAUAAAAAAACCACAAAGAAGUAACAAAAAAAUGAUAAAAAAUACUAAAAAGUGA
Messenger RNA from Dentiscutata erythropus, 978 nucleotides. The record is from the annotation of a GenBank genome assembly. Lineage: Eukaryota; Fungi; Glomeromycota; Glomeromycetes; Diversisporales; Gigasporaceae.